AUGACUAUUUACCGUGCAAAGCUAGAGACCAAAGCACUAAAAGCAAAAAGACCAGGAUUUACAGAUGAUAGAUAUAAUGAAACGUCAUACUAUAUCGAGAAUGGUCUGCGGAAGGUCUACCCUUACUAUUUUACAUUCACGACGUUCACGAAAGGGCGUUGGGUCGGCGAGAGGAUUUUGGACGUGUUUUCUCGCGAAUUCAGGGCUCAUCCCGCCGAGGAGUACGAGCGAUGCAUCACAGCCGGAACUCUGACCGUCAAUUAUGAAAAAGUAUCCACGGAUUAUAGGCUCAAACAUAACGACUUACUGGCCAACAUAGUACACAGACACGAGGUGCCUGUGACGAGUCAAAGGAUCGCCAUUGUGCACAUGGACGAGGACGUUGUUGUGGUCAACAAACCUGCCUCCAUACCUGUAAGUGCCAGAAAGGACUGGUCACCUAUAAUAUUUAACGAAUAG
Molecule: messenger RNA, 459 nt
Organism: Ctenocephalides felis (cat flea)
Lineage: Eukaryota; Metazoa; Arthropoda; Insecta; Siphonaptera; Pulicidae
Product: RNA pseudouridylate synthase domain-containing protein 2-like
Exons: 4
Coding region: 1-459 (152 amino acids)
Source: RefSeq, a predicted model, not a curated record